Messenger RNA from Pseudoliparis swirei, 1448 nucleotides. It is a transcript of the gene jmjd4, whose product is annotated as jumonji domain containing 4. Gene Ontology annotation, biological process: negative regulation of gene expression; protein hydroxylation; positive regulation of translational termination. The record is from RefSeq and is a predicted model, not a curated record. Gene Ontology annotation, molecular function: sequence-specific DNA binding; histone H4R3 demethylase activity. Gene Ontology annotation, cellular component: cytoplasm; nucleus. Bases 1 to 1296 code for a protein of 431 amino acids. The transcript is spliced from 6 exons. NCBI's taxonomy places the organism in Eukaryota, Metazoa, Chordata, Actinopteri, Perciformes, Liparidae.
AUGGACCGGGAGGCGUACCGCAACUGCUGCAGCCUGGUCAAGAUGCCGAGGCAGCCGUAUGAACAGUUCUGCUCUUCACAUUGUGUUGACUACAUCGACAAGGAGCUGAGCUAUUCGAAGUUUUUCAAGAAGUACCUGCUCCCCAAUCACCCCUGUAUGUUUUCGAGGAGGUUCACGGAGGACUGGAAGUGUAGAAAACAGUGGGUGUCUGAGGAGGGGAAGCCCAAUUUCCAGAAAUUGCUGCAAGAGUUUGAAGAGACUCCUGUGCCUGUGGCAAACUGCAAUUCAAAGGAGUACAACGCAAACCCUAAACAAGUCAUGCCUUUCAAAGAAUUUAUACAAUACUGGAAGGAAUACAUCCAGAAUGGCCACUCGUCACCUAAAGGAUGUCUUUAUCUUAAAGACUGGCACAUGGCAAGGGACUUUCCAGAGCAUAAUGUUUACACCACACCGGUCUUCUUUUCUUCCGACUGGCUUAAUGAAUACUGGGAUACGAUUGAAGUGGAUGAUUACCGAUUUGUCUACAUGGGGCCGAAGGGCUCAUGGACCCCUUUCCACGCAGACGUGUUCCGCUCCUACAGUUGGUCUGCAAACAUCUGUGGCAGGAAGAAAUGGCUCCUGUAUCCUCCCGGUCAGGAGGAGUUCCUGCGCGACACUCACGGCAACCUCCCUUACGAUGUGACGUCGGCCGAGGUUCGAGACGGGGGUCUUUUCCCGCACUCUGAAGAAGCCUGUCAACCUCUUGAAAUCAUCCAAGAGGCAGGUGAAAUCAUUUUCGUGCCCAGCGGCUGGCACCAUCAAGUUUAUAAUCUGGAGGACACCAUCUCUAUUAAUCACAACUGGUUGAAUGGCUGCAACGUAGACAUCAUGUGGCAGUUCCUUCAGAGCGAGCUGUCGUCCGUUCAAAAAGAAAUCGACGAGUGGAGGAACACGAUGGAGUCGUGGCAUCAGCACUGCCAGGUUAUCAUGAAGGCCUGCUCUGGUAUCGACUACGCGGAAUUUGCAUCGUUCCUGAAAAUCAUCGCCGACAACCGAAUGGCUGUGCUGAACGCCCGUUCCUCCGGGGACUCUUCGGAUUCCCCGCGGCACCUCUCGGAGACACUCGCCACACUCGGACCUCACCACGCCGCCUUUGACCUCCAAAGAGUGGCUCACGUUAUCGAAUGCCUGCUCUGCAAUGAAGACUUUAAGAGGCUCGAUCAUUCGACUUUGACUUUGCAGCCGGAAACCAUGCUGCAGCAAAUUUGGGGCACCAUACAGUCCACAAGAGGGCAGCACCUGCUUUAUCAGGAAUAAGUGUUAUCAUCAUAGCCUGGAAAUGGCUUGAAUGGAAAAAGUGCCAAUUUGUACAGUGCGUUAAAGAUGAUAAAGGCGUCAACACACAAAUUGAGAUGAAUGUCCAUCUCAAAUGUCGCUUAUUACCUUUGCAUUAAAAAUGUGGAAGGUUA